Molecule: messenger RNA, 813 nt
Organism: Emericellopsis cladophorae
Lineage: Eukaryota; Fungi; Ascomycota; Sordariomycetes; Hypocreales; Bionectriaceae
Product: 54S ribosomal protein L8-like protein
Exons: 2
Coding region: 1-813 (270 amino acids)
Biological process (GO): translation
Cellular component (GO): ribosome; mitochondrial large ribosomal subunit
Molecular function (GO): structural constituent of ribosome
Source: RefSeq, a predicted model, not a curated record
AUGGCGGGUGGCACAGUCAAAUACAGACACCUCAGUCGAAACUCGUCCGCGCGACAGGCCCUGCUGCGCGGUCUCGUCACACAGCUCGUCCACCAUGAGCACCUCCAGACCACAUACGCCAAGGCCAAGGAGGCCCAGCGCGUGGCCGAGAAGCUUAUCACCUUGAGCAAAAAGGACAAUUCGACGAGCCGGAAAUCCGUCGAGGCCAUGCUCUACGAACCACACUCAUACAUGUCCAAAGUCUUUGGCGAGCUACGAAGCCGAUAUCUCACCCGCGAAGGAGGCUACACCCGUGUCGUGCGCACCGAGCCGAUCAAGAAGAAGGACGAUCAAGCCGAGGCGGCCAUUCUCGAAUUCGUCGACGGACCCAAAGACUCGCGCUUCAUGAUGACGGCCAAGACCGUCGCGCGCGACCGCCUCCUCCGCCGCGCCCCGACGUCCGUCACCGCCCUCAACGUCAAAAAGGUCACCCAGUUCCGCGGCACGCAGCCCUUUGAGGACAUGGUGCAGCGCUUCCUCCAGAGGCACACCGAGGGCAAGACCAGCCUCGUCGACAAGAUCCUGCACCAGACACAGUCCGCCAACCGGUCCGUGACGCCCAGGCCCCCCGCCUUCAAGAUCCCGGACACACAAGAGUACGUCUCCCGGGCGACGCUGCGGGCGCAGAAGCCCGUCACCCCCCUCGACGGCGAAGGGACGAACUUGGAGGCCGAGGGCGCGCAGGUGGCUGCCGAGGAGAAGCGGAGAACGGCGGCGUGGGCGGAGCAAAUCGUGCCCAAAUCAUUCAGGAAAGGCAAGGGGUCCAUGGCGUGA